GUCUGUCCAAGAAUUGGGAGGUGUCCUGCCAAGAUGCCGAACCAGCUCGAUCGAUUCGACAUUUUACUCGCGCUCUUAUGCGUCUUCGCUGCGACUCACAUCGUGACGUUUUUGAGAGAGCGAGAUUGCAAGGCUGACGUUUUCGUCAUCCGAGACAGUUGCAAAUACCUGAACAAUGUGGACGUGAAUGUGGAGAACAUGCGAAAAGGGAUCAUGGACGUUGACCGUGUGGUGACAAUGCGAGACAACUGGUUUCUUUUCCAUGGCCAACUGGACUCCAACAACAACCUGUCGCUACAUCUCACGCACGUGCAGACAAACGUCUCCGAUAAGCCGCUAUGGGCCAAAAUUCAAGACACAGACGUGCAGGCUCAGAGAGAUGAUCAGCGGCUGAUGUUUGUUGGCCGGUGGAGCGGACAGCCUCUGACGUUCCAAUUCGAACAAAUUGAUAUCGCUAACGAAACCCAACUGCGCCAGUAUGGAAUAUUCCUAGGUGAAUCAUCAGCUGAUGGUAACCCCCUUCCUGGAAAUGUCGGUAACGAGUCCGCAUCCAUGUGGGACAUACAAGGGUGGUUUCACUGGGUCCAGGAAUGGUACACCGGGACGCGAAAUGAAGGUGACAUAGACAGCGUGCUGGAAGACUCUGGAGUCCAUACUGGUAAAGUGGGCGGGAGAUCUGGUGAUCUGUCAGAGACGUCCAAGGCUAAGGCAUUCGUAGCAAAGUGUCAUGACGCGGGACCCGACCCCCUUGGGGAAGAACCCUUUGUAGGGUGUGGCACAAAGAGCCCAGCUAACAGCAAAUCGUCUGACAAGUUCGUGGACCAAGUGCAGAACGACCUCGAUGAUGUGAAGCAAGGGGGAAACAUUCAUUUAAAAAGCGGGAAAGGAGAAGAUUUCUUGGUUGGUGAGAUUACUAGUUUCAUACAAGCUACCAUGGAGACCUUCGAAUCAAAGAUUUUAAGGGACACCCCACAGAUUGAUCCUGGGGCCACUGCCACUAUGACCAAGCAAGAUACUUCCUCUGCGUACAGGGCCUUCGAUGAGAAUCGCUCACCCUCCACUUCCUCUGAUGGAAAGGAAAGCCACGCAAGCAAUACAAUUCCCGUUUUUGAUAAUUCACAUGCUGAGAUACUUGGCGGUAUCUACGUUCAGUUUGAGAAAAUGCCGGCAGAGGUGGCCGCAAUGCUGAGUGGUGGACAACCCGAGAAGACACUUCAGUUAUCUGCAAAAUCCCUUAAUGACCCACUUUUAAGUGAGGGUCUGUCGGCCGAGGCUGUUAAUAGCGCUGGCGAUUUUGCGGAUGUUGGGAGCAAGAACAACGUUGCGCUUAAAGACAACAUUGCAGACACAUCUGUCUCUAGCUGUAGAACAACUGAAACAGACGGCGUAGAUAUAUCUUCAAGUGGAUCUAGCAUCCUGGAUGACUCCCAUCUAACAAUACACGUUGACAAGACAACGGACGGCUCUCUACCAUGGGGUAACAGAACAUCGGAUGAGCGUGGCCUACCGGAAGUGCAGGAAACAGUUCUAGAUUCAAAGGAUGCAUUGGCUUCUUCUACUAACGAAGCAGAAGGCGACAUUAGCAGUAGCCGCGUGGACAAUCAGCGAGAGAGGGGAACGGAGUCCAGUGUAGUCAUGGAGCCUGUCACGCCCUGGUCGUACUGUCAAGACGCGCUCAGACCCGAGGGUGAUAAAGUUUGCACACGCUCACUUAACGGCACAGUGCGAUGCGAUACCGCGAAAAAGGCAUAUGAAGCGCGAACCGAACUUCGCCGUAUUGUAGAAGUGGGAAUCGUUUGUACCGCUACCAUAACAACCUUGAUGGCUAUGAUGUGUGGACCGCGAUUCUAUGGUCUCCCAGAGCCAGUGCUGGGCCAGUACUGACAAUAAACUUCCCUGCUAUGUAAUCUCCUAGAGCAAGGGAAAAUAUCGACAACAAACUUCUUUUGCGCUCCUUUCUCUGCUACGAUUUCUUUACAAUUGUUUUUACCUGCCAUACUUAUAGAUAAUGAAUUAAUGAACUUUGGCCGUUGAGCGCUUUUUUUUUCUAAUAGUAAAAAUUGCGUAAUAAUAAAAAAGUAUUUAAAAAAUA
Messenger RNA from Nematostella vectensis (starlet sea anemone), 2092 nucleotides. RefSeq lists its product as uncharacterized. The transcript is spliced from 7 exons. NCBI's taxonomy places the organism in Eukaryota, Metazoa, Cnidaria, Anthozoa, Actiniaria, Edwardsiidae. The record is from RefSeq and is a predicted model, not a curated record. The coding region runs from base 34 to 1884 and encodes 616 amino acids.